Molecule: messenger RNA, 1893 nt
Organism: Podarcis lilfordi (Lilford's wall lizard)
Lineage: Eukaryota; Metazoa; Chordata; Lepidosauria; Squamata; Lacertidae
Source: the annotation of a GenBank genome assembly
AGGCUAGAGAGCACUCUGCUCUGCCUCACCAUGAAGUCUGGUGGCCUCGUCUUCUUCCUCGUGGGGCUCUUCGCUCUCUGUGCCAUGAUGCCCUCUGCCUCAGCCCAAGGUAUGUGAGCCCAUUGGGGCCAAUCCUUCUGAUGCUGGUUUGUGUGGGCCUCCAAGUGGGACCCCCUUCAUCCCACACCCCCAAACCCUUCCAGGUGUGGAGUCCAGACUCUUCAGAGGAGGAGAGGCACCGCUAUACCUGGGAAUGUUGUAGGUGGCUCCACAGUGAAUCCUUCAAUGUGUUGCCAUCUCCUGUAGGAAACCAGAGAGUUCUUAUGGAUGGGAGGAAGAAAGAGAAGUGGGGUGAUAGAUGAGGAGGGGAGGGGAGGAUGGAGAUGGAGGCACCUCCCCAACACAUACAAGCAACUAAAGGUGGCCCUUAAAGCUGCAGCCCAGGAGUUAAGCAGGUGCAGAAAGGAGGUCUCUGGUGCCCAGUCCAUAGCUGGAAAGAACUUGGCAUCAAGAAGAAGAAGAGUUUGGAUUUGAUAUCUGCUUUAUCACUACCCAAAGGAGUCUCAAAGCGGGUAACAUUCUCCUUUCCCUUCCUCCCCCACAACAAACACUCUGUGAGGUGAGUGGGGCCGAGAGACUUCAGAGAAGUGUGACUGGUCCAAGGUCGUCCAGCAGCUGCAUGUGGAGGAGCGGAGACGCGAACCCGGUUCCCCAGAUUACGAGUCUACCGCUCUUAACCACUCCACCACACUACACAUCCCCAUCAAGGGAUGGGGGUGGCCAUUGUGGGAGAAGUUAGCCAGCCCCAGCAAAGACUGAUCCAGUUGCAACCCAGAUGUUCAACUCUGUGCUGUGCUCAUCCUAUAAAGGCUGGGGUAAAGAAAGGCUUUUCAAAUGUUGUCUCUGAGCCAUAAUGAUGUUCUUUGUUUCAGGGAAGCCUGGAAAUUGCCCUUUCUAUGCUGCAGUAGUGAAGCCACCUUGCAUUAAGUGGUGUACUACAGAUUAUGAUUGUCCUUCCGUCCAGAAAUGCUGCUCAAAAUUUUGCUCCAUGGUCUGUGAAAACCCAAGUAAGAUGCUGAGCCCCUUGUGGAUGCUUUAUUGUAAUUUAUUGCCCCCCCCCCCUUUCCUUCACUAUGGGCUCCCAGUGUGUGUUGCAGUUUGAAACUGCAGUUAAAACAAAUUGCAGUCUCAGGAAUACAGUUGGUCCCCCAAAAUGUAGAUAUCUAUCAGGUAGGAACAACAUAAUGAGGGUGCCAGACACACCUCUGUGGGAAGGGAGUUCCCCCAACUUAGGGGCUGCCCCAGAGAUGACUUUGUCAGGGUGGAGGAACUGCCAAGAGAGCCCGCCUGCUGAUGUUUACUCCCAAGAGAGUCCGCAAGUAUGGAGAAGCUCUCUCAGAUAGUUGGUGCCUACGUUAUUUAGGGCAUUAGACAUUAAUGUAGGCACCUUGAAUGGAGUCAGGAAAGGAACUAGGUGGGCUGAAGACAGCAGUUCUGCACAAAUUGUCCAAGUUUUGCUCAAGGAGGGAUGCCUGUUGCCUCUGAACUGACAGCUAAGAGAUGGUCCAUAAUUAUGACAUGGGAACAGGGGGAUGGGGCCAAGGCUCUGUCAAUGAGCACCUUGGUCCCAGGCUCCAUCUGGGCAUCUCCAGGUAAGGAAAACCCUUGUCGUCUGCUUAGCUAGGGUGAUGAGCACCGAUCUCUCUAGGGUUCUUGGAUGCCUGAACACUCUUUUAUUCCUGCAGCAAAGUGAUGACAGUGAUGCACAGCCUGAAAUCCCUGCAACUUCUACAGUUUUGGAGAUGUGAACCCAGCACCCAAGGAGUGAAGGCAACGAUAAACCCAGCUCCUCUUGACCCAAUGGGCCCGAUCCAGCUUCCUUCCCUGCCUGCA